Messenger RNA from Ahaetulla prasina, 2994 nucleotides. It is a transcript of the gene KRCC1, whose product is annotated as lysine rich coiled-coil 1. The record is from RefSeq and is a predicted model, not a curated record. The coding region runs from base 642 to 2003 and encodes 453 amino acids. The transcript is spliced from 8 exons. Gene Ontology annotation, molecular function: nucleic acid binding; zinc ion binding. Lineage: Eukaryota; Metazoa; Chordata; Lepidosauria; Squamata; Colubridae.
GGUGGUGGCACCGGCGCCUCCUGCUGCUGCUGCUGCUGCUACUGUUGUUGCUGCAGGGAGGGAGAAGGCAGAGGGGGGAGGGGACGUCCCCUCCCCCCCGCUGCCGUCACCCCCCCGCGGCCAGAGAGCAGGAGGAAAGAAGGAUUGCUACUUCCCAUUUGCUGUUUUAUUGCCUAUCAUCUCCAAUGGGCUGCUUGUUACCCUUCCUUUGAAGAAAAGUGUUUAAUGAUUUUUUGCCCAAGUACAUUCACAGUAUCCUAAGGCACAACCCUUAGUUUUAAGUAUUGUAAGCUGGCCAUUGGCAGCCUAGAAUGUAUUUGAAUUACAUAAAGGAAAUAAACAUUCCAUAUUAUAAGGAACACUCAAAAUGACUUGCAUCCAAAGCACAAUAAAAUAUAAUAAAGGAGUCAUAAUCUGAAAAUAAGCUUUCAUCUCUAUCGGGUAGAAUGGAAUUGAAUAAAGGUUAUAUGAAGGAGUCUUGACAGUACAAUUAACAAAAUGUUUUUGAUGAGAGGACAAGAAAAGAACUUUUCACAGACACAUACUGUAAAGUUUGUGGGGCUAUACUGCAGUUUGAAUCGCAACGAAUAGCUCACUAUGAGGGAAAAAGGCAUGCACAAAAAGUACGGCUUUAUUUACAAAUGUAUAAUGAACAAAUGGACAGGCUGCAUAUGAAUUUCCAGGAGAAUCCAAAUAUGGACAAAAAUAUGUAUUGCAAACUUUGCAACAUGGUCUUCACAUCUCCAGUUGUUGCUCAAUCACACUAUCUGGGAAAGAUUCAUGCCAAGAAACUGAAGCAGUUGUCAGAUCAGACUCAGCCCAUACAGGAUGUUCAGUCAGAACAUGAUUCCUCGGCAAUUUCAAUUCUGCCAGAGGCAUCUCUUGAAAAGAACUUGCAACAGGAUGUUGAUUCUGAGGACCUAUAUUCAUCCUGUAGAACUGCUUUGGAUUUCGAUGAUCCGGAUAAAUAUUGCAAACUCUGUUCUGCACCCUUCAACAACUCGUUUAUGGCCCAUCAACACUACGUAGGCAAAAAGCACAAAAGAAAUGUAUUACGUAAGAAAUUGGUGGCUGAGAUUGGAACUCAGGCUAUCCCUCUGGAGUCCAAACCCAAUGCACUUGGCGUGGGCAACUAUGUAUGCACAACAUGCAAUAUCAGCCUCACAUCCAUAGAGAUGUACCAGUCACACAUGCAAGGAAAUAAGCAUCAGCUUAAAGAAAAUAUGAUUGCCACUUCUCUGAUGAAGAUUUCCAGUAAUACAAACAGUUCAUUCCAAGAUGAAUUGGCAGAUUACAUCCAAGUACAAAAAGCAAGAGGACUGGAACCAAACGUUAAUUUUAGAAAGCCUGAGCAAAAAACCUGUGAAGCUAUUAAUGGUCAUGAGGAGACCUUUGCAUCUGACCAAGGUUUUCUUUCAAGAAAUGCUUAUGAACCAAAUCAGCAUUCCACUUUUUUUCCAGAAAUGGACACAUUUUCAUAUUCUGUUGGAAGCAGAUCACCAUACCCACCAAUGCAAAAAUAUCCAGUAAAACUAGAAAAUGUAUGUACGUACAGCACAAACAGUGAUUCUGAAAAGCAAGUGCCUCAGUUGACUAUCUACAGAAAUGACAGCUAUAAACCACUAUCGGCCGAAUCUACUGAUAGGUACAAGUCUUUGUUUUCAAAAAAUAGCUCUAGUGCUGACAAGGGAAGCCAUAAGCUGCCAAAGAAAUCGAGAGCCAAAAAAGAAAGGCCACAAGAGGGAGAAGGAGAUCGUUCAACUCUUAAAAGAGCAGGAGACAAUCAAGAGACAGAGUUGGAAAAAGAUGGUAAGAAGAAAAAAAAGAAAAAUCAUAUAGAUUCAAUAGCUGGGUCAAAAUCAAAGCAUAGUAAAGUAAAGGGAAGUAAAGAUCAUUCUUCUGAAAAGAAAAGCAAAAGACACAAGAAGGAGAGAAAGAAAUAUGAAACCAGUGCAACUACAGAAGAGGACAUGCUGUGGAAUGAAUCUGUCUUGGGAUUCUAAUUAACUUUCUGUUUAUUGUUGCUUGAAGCUUGACACAGUUUUUUUAAUGUUUUAUUUACUGGCUAUUUUUAAAGUUGCUACUUCAGAAAUAAUGAGUGGAGAUGGAAAUCAUUAGGGAAGAAAUUGAAGAAAUUCUCCAAUAUGAUUUGGAGUAUCAUUUAUAUUUUAAAAAUGCUUCUACCCAGAACAAGACUGAAUACACCAGAAAAUAUUUCAUAUUUGAUACAGAAGCAUAUAACUUGUUAAGUUCCAUUAAGUACAUAUUGUUGUAAAGUUUAACAGAGAAUAUAAAAAUAUGAGACGGGGCUGGAUUGUACCCCAAAGUAGAUAUUUUUUCUUCCUGCAGAUAAUAAAGAAAAAAAAGCAUAUAAGAGAUAAUUUGUUUAAUGUUUUUCCUCCAUAUCAAAUUCUUCCUUUUUUUUGAGAGCACAUUGAUGGAAUGCUCCUAUUUGAGCUUAAUUGUAGACAAAUUAGGUUAACCAUUGUUUUUAAAAAUUAUUGUGACAGACUUUAUAUAAAAGCAAAAGGAAUAUAUAAUUCUGAAAUGUUUAGGCAUUCAAGGAUUUUUAAAUGUAGUUAUAAUGAUUUUUUUAAAUAAUUGACAUUUUGUGUUGUUUCCAGGGUUCAAAUUCUUUUUCCACAUUCACUGGCAAAUUAUUAAAAUAAGGCAUUGGAAAGUAUUGCAGACUGAGCCCUUGUUUGAAACAUGUUGGGGAACCAAAGUGAAACAUUUUGAGGCAAUUUGGAUAUAAUCAGUUGUAUCUACAUUUCUAGUUUUUUCUUAUGUAAUAAUGAGGUGUAAAAUCACGUGCUUUUAAAGUUAUAGAAAAUUUGAGUUCAAACAUGAACCACCUUAAACAUUAUGUAAAUAACAAUGGUAUGUCAUCUGAUCAGUCACUUCCAUUGCUUUUGAAAAGGAACUGGAGAACAAUCAGCAAAUUUCUACAAUGUUAGAACUUUCAUCAAUAAAAGCAAUAACACUUAUAUUAGA